AAACCUCAUGCAUGUGAUCAUCCAAAUUGCGAUAGAAGAUUUCGUCGAUUAGAGCAUCUCAAAAGACAUAUGAGAAUCCAUACCCAUGAACAGCCAUUUAAAUGUACUUUUCCUGGCUGCUUUAAAGCAUUUUCAAGAUCUGAUAAUUUAACCCAGCAUAAAAAGACACAC
Messenger RNA from Rhizopus microsporus ATCC 52813, 171 nucleotides. RefSeq lists its product as uncharacterized. Gene Ontology annotation, molecular function: RNA polymerase II cis-regulatory region sequence-specific DNA binding; DNA-binding transcription factor activity, RNA polymerase II-specific. The transcript has a single exon. The record is from RefSeq and is a predicted model, not a curated record. NCBI's taxonomy places the organism in Eukaryota, Fungi, Mucoromycota, Mucoromycetes, Mucorales, Rhizopodaceae. Gene Ontology annotation, biological process: regulation of transcription by RNA polymerase II. The annotation marks the transcript as partial.